ACAUUAAAUAUCCGACUAAAACACAAUCAAACACUAACAAACAUUCACCCUAAAUCUACUCAGUUUUCUUGAUCUUAUGAAACUAAGAUACCUAAUUUGAUCUACUCAGCCUCUUUCAACAAAUACAUAUACGCUAUGCGGCCUCCUUUCGCAGCAAUGCAUCGUGGUCUCAUGCUCGCCGUUCUUUAUUUUCCGGCGAUGGUUCUGGCCGGAAAGCUGCACCGGCCGUUCAACAAUACAAUUCCGGCGAUUUUCGUUUUCGGCGACUCCACAGCUGAUUCCGGCAACAACAACCACAUCAUCACUCCUUUGCAGUGCAAUUUCCGGCCUUACGGGAUAAAUUUCCCCGGCCACGUGGCGACGGGGAGGUUUAGCGACGGCCGCCUCGUCACUGAUUUCAUAGCUGCGUAUGUUGGGGUGAAAGAGACGGUGCCGGCAUAUUUGGAUCCGGAGCUGAGGACGGAGGAUCUAACGACCGGGGUUUCCUUCGCCUCCGGCGGCUCCGGAUUCGACGAGCUUACCGCUAGCAUGUUCGGUGUGAUCACUAUGAAAAGACAAAUAGAAUAUUUCAAAGAGUACACAUUCAAGCUUGCUGCCAAGCUUGGAAGGAAGAAAACCCAAAGUAUGAUAAAUAAAUCAGCAUUCAUAAUAAGCGCCGGCACUAAUGACGUCUUUCUUGGUAUGUUUUCCAUGCCCAUUCGAGCGGAGGACGUCGACACUUACCUCGAUAAAUUGGUAGAAAAUGCAAAGGAAAUUCUUCAGGGUCUAAGGAAGGUAGGUGCGAAGAAUAUAGCGGUGGUGGGGCUAUCGAAAGUCGGGUGCACGCCGGCCGUCGUCACCAUAAACCCCGGUGACGGCAUAGGCGAACGCAGUUGCAACGAAACUAUGUCAUCCAUUGCCUUGCAAUUUAAUCAAAAGCUCCAGAAAGCACUCGAUCAAAUGAAAGCUCAAGAUUUUAAAAUCUUAUAUAUCGACACAUACAAAGCCUUGGAAGAAAUGGUCGACAACCCUAGCAAGUUUGGAUUCAUAAAUGCGAAUAGGGGUUGCUGCGGCACUGGAUUAUUGGAAUUGACAUAUUUGUGCAAUCCAUUCUCCAUUAUCUGCAAUGAACCCUCCAAAUAUGUAUUCUUCGAUGCCGUACACCCAUCUGAAGCAGCCUACAAAAACAUCUUCAAAUCGUUGCGUCCAACCAUUGAUGAAGCUAUCAAGCUUUUUAGCAACUAAUUAAUUCCUUUAUAAUUAUUCUUUUCAAUUUCCCGCCCCCUUUUUUUUACUACAGGAUUUUUGAGGUUGUUUGAUUGACGACGCGUGUUUAUUGCUGCGUAUGAACACAAUAAUGUUUCGAUUUUACGUUCGCAUGUAAUAAAACUUUGUUGAGUAAUUCUUUUAUUAAACUAGCA
Salvia miltiorrhiza (redroot sage) is the source of this 1400-nucleotide messenger RNA. Its product is annotated as GDSL esterase/lipase At5g45960-like. The coding region runs from base 136 to 1224 and encodes 362 amino acids. The record is from RefSeq and is a predicted model, not a curated record. The transcript is spliced from 5 exons. Lineage: Eukaryota; Viridiplantae; Streptophyta; Magnoliopsida; Lamiales; Lamiaceae. Gene Ontology annotation, molecular function: hydrolase activity, acting on ester bonds.